This is a messenger RNA of Durusdinium trenchii, 231 nucleotides long. NCBI's taxonomy places the organism in Eukaryota, Dinophyceae, Suessiales, Symbiodiniaceae. The record is from the annotation of a GenBank genome assembly.
AUGGCGGAUGUCUUCAGUUCAGCCACCGAACCUCGCCUUCUCGCUGAAAUGAUGACAGAGAUUCCGGCCUUGGACAUUCUGGAAAUCAAGUAUGUCGCGACCAUGAUGUCCUCUGAACUCUUGGGGAAGCAUGUGAUCGGUCGUUUGGAUUGGGGGGAACCUGCUUUGGCAGAUCCUGUGAAGGACCAGUUCACGGAUGGAGUUGCUAGGUCUCAGGUGAUCUGGACCUGA